Molecule: messenger RNA, 225 nt
Organism: Acanthoscelides obtectus
Lineage: Eukaryota; Metazoa; Arthropoda; Insecta; Coleoptera; Chrysomelidae
Source: the annotation of a GenBank genome assembly
UGACAGCUUCAUAAAACAAAUUUUUCACGUCAGAAAAUUUGAAUGAUCUACCUGUAUUGUUUGAAGCCACAUAGUUUUUAUAUUUGCCCAAAUCAUUUCAAUGAGAUUUAAUUCGCAACGGUCUCUGACUGUCGAACGCGGAAGUACCACCCGGCGGUUCUCGUAGGCGGAGCCAGAAUGUGUGCAUGUUGCAUGCACACGUGUUCCCUCGCCAGAGUCCGUGUG